CGGCCGCUCAGUUCCAAUCCGAAAUGCGCACGCUAAGGACGUAGUGAAUGUUUCAGUGCGAAAUUAGUGACGGUGCGUUGUUGUUGUUGUUCGAAAAUAACAAUGUUGUAUGGAUUUGUGAUUGUUUGAAACUAUGCGCACGGACGUGUUGAUUGUGUGCCUGUGCGGCAAGAGACGCAACAAGUUGAUGGAUUAUUAUUCGCUUCUUCUUUCGAUUAUUUGUCUGAUAAGUGCAACCUCCGCUUCUAUCAUGGGAGACGAGUGCGACUGGACCGGAAGUGGUCUAACAUCAAGUUCCCUGAGUCGAGGGGUAACACCCGUAUACCUUCGCUGUGCCACCGGUAGGGUGACGUGGUUGUACCCUGCGGGCGCCCUCAGGGUCCUGUUGAGAUUCCCCGGAGGAAAAGAUUUCAGGGCCUGCAUUAAAGUCAGACAGGACGAGAUGGACGUAAAGGAGCCCGCUGCUCGAAUGUUUUUGGAAGGACCCAGAUCACUGUUGCCCUUGUUCGCUUAUAACGAUGGAGGACACAAAGGAAUAAGGUGUUUCAAUAGUAAAAAAGGACAGGCCGCUAUUUACGUGGAGGCUACGCAGGAACAAAGCAUCCUGAAGCGAGUUUCUGAAAUGGACUACGAUCUGCAACCUUUGCCCGAGGGCUCCAAGGGAUACGACCCGACCGAAGAAUGCAGACCUUGUACGUCUUCAGAGUUGGCCCAUGCCUUUUGUAGUAGCGAAUUAGUUACCAGAGGGAUCAUAGAGGGCGUGGAGAACAGGGACGACUUGCAGGUAUCGCAGCUGCAAAUCAAGGUGACCAAGCUGAUACGCCACACGGCCUUCGACGAUUUCGGCGACACGAGCUCCCUCGAAUCGAACUCGGUCUACGACGAAAACGAAAAGCUGCGCGGGGUGACGCUGCACGUAGCGCGCCACUGCGGCGCCGCGCACGGCACUGGCGAGUUCGUGUUCAUGGCGCGCAGCAGGCUGGGCGCGCUGACGUUGCAGUGCGCGCCGCGAUUGGAGGACUGGAUCGCGCUGGCCAAUCGGAUGAUGCGCGACGGCACUGCGCAGUGCGUGCUCAAAAGUUAGCGCGCCGGUGCGCCUGCGCGCCCUUUCAAUGCCUCUGUGAUGAUUUAUGUACAUAAACGUGUAAAUUAAGAUGAUACGAUUUGUUACGGCUGUUUGUAUGUUGCAAUAUUCUCGCGAGUAUCAAAUCAAAAUAUUGGUACUUCUAUGGCAAGCCGUUUUAGCAUUUAUUAGAUAAUAGUUUGAAAAAUAAAGUUAAGCACUAUUAAAAAUCAUUUAAAUGACACUACAAAUAUAAAAAUGUUUUAAA
Messenger RNA from Brassicogethes aeneus, 1331 nucleotides. The record is from the annotation of a GenBank genome assembly. NCBI's taxonomy places the organism in Eukaryota, Metazoa, Arthropoda, Insecta, Coleoptera, Nitidulidae.